Messenger RNA from Cuscuta epithymum, 1735 nucleotides. NCBI's taxonomy places the organism in Eukaryota, Viridiplantae, Streptophyta, Magnoliopsida, Solanales, Convolvulaceae. The record is from the annotation of a GenBank genome assembly.
GCCGGCUCAUAUUUAAACCCCAUUUAUGACGUUCAACUACUUCUUCCAUAUGCAUAUAUACCAGCUGCUGCUGCUACUCUUAUCAUUACAUACUCCUAUUCACCCAAACACAAAAAAGGAAAGAAAAAAAGAGGAGAAAAUGGUGUCAAUGGCAAAGCAGCCGGACGGUGGUCUAAUCUACAACUUGAGGCUGUCUUCGGUUGGACCGGGGCAAGUCACGGGCCAAGACGAGGUGUACGAGCCCACUAACGUGGACUUAGCCAUGAAGCUUCACUACCUAAGAGCGGUGUACUACUAUGAGAGGGAGGCCUUUGAUGGGCUGGGCGUGCUGAAGAUCAAGGAGCCGCUGUUCACGCUGCUGAACCACUAUUACGUGGUUUGCGGGAGGUUCAGGCGGACCGAGUCGGGCCGCCCGUUCCUCAAGUGUAACGACUGUGGGGUGAGGUUCAUUGAGGCCUCUUGUGACAAGAGUCUGGAGGAAUGGAUUGAGAUGAAAGAUGCUGGGCUUGAGAGGCUUCUUAGUCCUAAUGGAGUCAUUGGUCCAGAGAUUUUCUUCUCUCCCCCUGUUUGGCUUCAGUUGACCAAAUUUAGGUGUGGGGGAGUAUCGUUGGGCCUGAGUUGGUCGCAUAUUCUUGGCGAUGCAUUCUCUGCUGCAAAAUUCAUGAAUAUGUUCGGAAAAGUCAUUUCCGGAAUCGAACCUGAAUGGCUGAUCCGUUCGGCCCAAUUAAUGACUAAGGACCUGACCCACCAAGAUGUUGCAAAAACAGCAAAAGAUCCGCUAUCCAUCAAGAAGGUAAGCCCAGUUGGAGAUCAUUGGAAGAUAACGAACAAUUGCGAAAUGGUACCAUUCACGUUCUCCAUCACCCCAUCACAAAUGGGCCGCAUAAGGUCCAUAAUAGGAAACUACGGUCCAUUUGAGUUGAUAUCGUCGAUCAUUUGGCGGUCAGUAGCCCGCAACAGAAUUGGGCCUGAACCCAGAGUGGUGACAAUAUGCAAGAAAGGCCCACAGGCCCGCAAAAACAGCUAUGUGAGCAACGACCAGCAGAUCUGCACUGUGAAGGCCGCCGACUCCUCCUCCUCCGUCAGGGAAGCCGAUCUGCCGGAGCUGGCGAAAUUGCUGAAGCAUGAGGCUACGGACGAGCUCCGAGAGAUCGACGAGGCGGUGGCGAGCGACGGCGGCAACUCCGAUUUCGUGUUCUACGGGGCGAACUUGACGCUCGUCGACAUGGAUUACGGCGAGUUCUACGAGCUCGAUUGGAGAGGGCACAAGCCAGUCUACGUAAGCUAUCAGAUCGACGGCGUUGGGGAUGAAGGCUGCGUUGUGGUGCUUCCGGGACCAGGCGACGGUGCGGAAGGAAGGGUUGUGACGGUGGUUUUGCCGGAGAAUGAGGUGACGGCCUUGAAAUCCGAGUUGAGGAAGGAGUGGUCGAUUGCCUAAUCAAUUGAUUGAACAGAAAUACAUCAACAACCUUCCUCUGUUUAAGUGAAUUAAAUCCAGUGUGUUGUUUACUUUGAACCAUAUUUGCAUUUGUUUGGAUGUAUUCUUUGGGCUGAAAUUUAUGGUAGAAUUAUGCGUUUCAAAUGUUAUCUUGGAUUCCAAUAAUAUCCAGAGAAUUUACUCUAAAUGAGACUAAUUAGCUUUCUUAAUUUCAAAAAGGGAUUCUUUUACUUCCUUAUUAAAAAUGAGAAUCAAUCUAUGUUCCCUUCGUCAUUAAUUGAGAAGAAAUCAACCUUU